Oppia nitens is the source of this 1458-nucleotide messenger RNA. RefSeq names its product sodium-dependent glucose transporter 1A-like. The coding region runs from base 7 to 1458 and encodes 483 amino acids. The record is from RefSeq and is a predicted model, not a curated record. Lineage: Eukaryota; Metazoa; Arthropoda; Arachnida; Sarcoptiformes; Oppiidae. The transcript has 5 exons. Gene Ontology annotation, biological process: transmembrane transport.
AAAUCUAUGUACAAAUGGUUUCAAACAUUGUAUUAUCAAUGGGAUAAAUAUGUUUAUACAGUGUGUAUAUUAGCUGGAUGUCUAAACUAUGGCAUAACGAGCCAGAUAUUUGCAGCAUGCACAGUYGACUUCAAGUUCAUAUUUCACACAUCUAUGGCAAAGAUAUCAAUUACCAACACAUUCUCAGCGGCCGGUUAUUUAGCCGGAGCUUUGUUUGGAUUUUCCUAUAAAUAUAUCAAUAGACAGCUGGCAUUGACAGUAUUGACKGCAUUGAUGGCAGUGACUACUAUUGUGAAGCCUAUGUGUAAUGAUCUUUGGUUAUUCUACUUAUUGGCAUUUAUAUAUGCAGUGGGCGGYGGGGCCUGGGAUAGUGGCAAUCAAGUCUGGAGUAUUGAAAUUUGGGGCGACUAUAGUCCCGCUAUUCUACAAUUGCAGCAAAUGAUGUAUGGUUUGGGUACAGUGUUGGCACCAUUGAUAGCCGAACCUUAUUUAUUCGGAGAUCUCGUCCGAGAGGGAUAUGAUGACCACCAUCAUCACGAUCACGAUCAUCAUCAUCACACAUACCAACCUUAUCCAUCACAAACUAGUUCCCAGUUAUUUAAUAUGACAUAUAAUACAAGCCAUUACAUCAAUAAUAACAAAAAUGGUCACAAAGAUAGCAUUAACUAUUCAUUUGAUAGACGACCGUCUCUUGAAAAACCGUUUUUAAUAACAGGAGCCAUAUCUGCAAUGAUGCCGAUUGUAUUGUUCGUAAUGUUUAUAGUGAAGAGAUAUAAAAAGUCAGAUCAAAAUGUAAAUAAAUGUACGAAUCAAGCGAAAGGCCUACAAAGUAUGGUUGACUGCUAUUCACCGAAAACCCGGUUUUUACAGAUMAUACURUUUGCCUGUAUUUUCAAUGCCUAUUCGGGUGUAGAGCAGACCUACCAGAAUAAUAGCGACACAUAUAAUCAAUAUCUGCCUGAUAUCGAAAUAUCAGCCAAAAAAGCGGCAAAUAUAUUGGCAGUAAUGACGGCCACCUAUACGGCCGGUCCGUUAUUGACAGCACUAUUUACCCGUCGAUUUAGUCCAGAAAUUUUGAUCACAUAUCACAUGACUAUUAUAUUGGCUUCACUUAUAUUUUUACAAUUUAGUACACAUUCAAUAACUUUGAUUUGGAUCGCAAAUGUUAUAAUUGGAUAUGGUAUGUCCUCAAUGUAUCCGUCUCUGUAUGCCUUCACCGAUAAACACCUGAUACUGAACAACAAGAUAACUGCAAUUACGGCYUUCUUUUCUGGACUGUUCCCAUUGGUGUCACCCUUUGUUAUCGGUGCCAACAUUGAAAAGCGUCCGCAAAUAUUUCUCUACCUUGAGUUGGCCUAUACUGUCAUAACUAUUGUUAUAUUUAUUUUUAUUUUGUUUGUCAUCARACAAGUCAAACGUAAAGUCAUAGCAAAGUCAGCAAAUGUUACUAAAUUGUGA